This is a messenger RNA of Erythranthe guttata (spotted monkey flower), 2597 nucleotides long. It is a transcript of the gene CPSF30, whose product is annotated as cleavage and polyadenylation specificity factor 30. Gene Ontology annotation, biological process: regulation of mRNA splicing, via spliceosome; mRNA splicing, via spliceosome. Gene Ontology annotation, molecular function: N6-methyladenosine-containing RNA reader activity; metal ion binding; mRNA binding. The record is from RefSeq and is a predicted model, not a curated record. NCBI's taxonomy places the organism in Eukaryota, Viridiplantae, Streptophyta, Magnoliopsida, Lamiales, Phrymaceae. Gene Ontology annotation, cellular component: nucleoplasm.
UACAUAAGCCCAAAAACUCCACCCAAACUUGCAUUGCAGUCCAACUAGGGCAUAUUUGCAGUCCAAAAUGAAACAGAGCAUAUUUCUGUAGCAAUUGUACAUUGGGCCAGGUUGUUAUAAAUUACAUAAACGCCCCUCGGCAAAGGUACAAUAACAACACCACAUAACAAGUUGUACCUUGCGUACUUAAUCUUAAUUAUACUGUAAUAGUAAUUAGUCCUAAUUACUCACCUUCUCUAAUUUUCUUCCUUAUAACUGACCCUUUUAAACACCUAAAACCUCCAUUGCUCUGCAACUCCGAAACCCCCACGCUUCGCCGAAUUUCACACACAUAUAUACAUAUAUACAUACACAAUCACACAUAUAUAUAUAUACAUAUAUACAGUCGAUAGAUACACACACUAACUCUUGUUCGAUGGACGACGGAGAAGGGGGUUUAAGCUUUGAUUUCGAGGGCGGGUUGGACAUCGGUCCCUCACACCCGACAGCAUCCGUACCCGUAAUCCAAUCGUCAGCGAACGCGAACACAGCUUCUGCCGCGGCGGCGGCGGCUAAUCCUUAUAACCCUUCCGCCGCACCCGUGCCGGCGACGCAGGCGGCGGAGGGGAUGAAUAACGGCGGCAGACGGAGCUUCCGGCAGACGGUGUGCCGUCACUGGUUGCGAUCUCUGUGUAUGAAAGGCGACGCUUGUGGAUUCCUUCAUCAGUACGACAAGUCUCGGAUGCCUAUUUGCCGAUUUUUUCGCCUGUACGGCGAGUGCCGCGAGCAGGAUUGUGUGUACAAGCAUACGAAUGAAGAUGUCAAGGAAUGCAAUAUGUAUAAAUUGGGGUUUUGCCCAAACGGCCCUGAUUGUAGGUAUAGGCAUGCGAAGCUGCCUGGACCUCCGCCUUCUGUUGAAGAAGUUCUUCAGAAGAUUCAGCAAUUGACUUCAUACAACUAUGGGAAAUCUAAUAACUUUUUUCAAAACCGUAAUUCUAAUUUCGCACAGCAGACCGAAAAACCUCAGUUUCCACAAGGACCCAAUGGUACACAUCAAGUAGGAAAAACCAACGCAGCAGAGCCUGGUAACCUUAAUCAACCAGCUCAGCAGUCUCAACAACCGGGCAGCCAAGGUCAACUGCAGAGUAUACCAAAUGACCAGCAAAAUCAAGCUAGUCGGAAUGCUACGCCCCUGCCUCAAGGAGCAUCUAGGUACUUUGUGGUGAAAAGUUGCAACCGCGAGAAUCUGGAGCUAUCUGUACAACAAGGAGUAUGGGCAACUCAGAGAAGCAACGAGGCUAAACUUAAUGAGGCUUUUGAAUCUGUUGAGAAUAUCAUUUUGAUCUUUUCAGUUAACAAGACUAGACAUUUUCAGGGAUGUGCUAAGAUGACAUCCAGAAUUGGUGGCUCCGUUGGUGGAGGGAACUGGAAGCAUGCUCAUGGGACUGCUCAUUAUGGAAGGAAUUUCGCUCUCAAAUGGUUAAAGCUCUGCGAAUUGACCUUUGACAAAACUCGGCAUUUAAGAAAUCCAUACAACGAAAACUUACCAGUGAAGAUAAGUAGAGACUGUCAAGAACUGGAGCCUUCUAUUGGUGAGCAGCUCGCAUCAUUGCUCUACCUCGAGCCAGACAGUGAUCUUAUGGCGAUCGCUAUUGCAGCAGAACUGAAACGAGAAGAAGAGAAGGCAAAGGGAGUAAACAUCGACAACGGAGCCGAAAACCCAGACAUCGUACCCUUCGAAGACAACGAAGAAGAGGAAGAGGAAGAAGAAGAAGAAGAAGAAAGUGAAGAUGAGGAUGAAUUCCCCGGACAGGCUUUCGGAGCUCAAGGUAGGGGUGUGGGUAGGGGGAUGAUGUGGGGCCCUCACAUGCCCCCCCUUGGACGUGGUCCUCGCCCUUUCCCCGGUGUACGAGGAUUCCCCCCCAACAUGAUGGGGGGUGACGGAUUUCCUUACGGCCAUGGCCCACCUCUUAACCAUGAUGGUUUCCCAAUGCACGAUCCUUUUGGUAUGGUGCCACGUGGAUUUGGACAGUUCGGUCCUAGAUUCGGGGGUGAUUUUGCGGGCCCCGCUUCCGGACCCAUGAUGUUCGCGGGUCGGCCUCCUGGUGGGUUUGGGCCGAUGAUGGGUCAGGGUAGGGGCCCGUUUAUGGGUGGAGGAAGAGGUGGUCGGCCGGUGGGUAUGCCGCCUCCUUUCUUUCCUCCACCGCCACCACCGGUGGCGGCACAGCCGCCUCCUCAAAACUCUAAUUGGGUUAAGAGAGAUCAGAAAGCACCGUAUAGUGAUAGGAACGAUGUUUCGGAUCAGGGUAAAGGACAAGAGAUUGUUUCAGGUUCUUCGAAUAGAGGGAAUGCUGCUAAACGAGAGGAAAGUUACAGGAAUGAUGAAAGUGAAAGUGAGGAUGAGGCUCCGAGAAGGUCUAGACAUGGUGAAGGAAAGAAGAAGAGGCGCGGCUCUGAAGCAGAAACUGAUGGUGAAUUUUAAGUUUUUGGAAAUUGAAGCAACUUUUCUUUGUAGGAAAAUUGGAUUUGGAACAUACUUAAUUUUUCAUUUUCCUUUGCCCUUUAAAGCUAUGUAUGUACUAACAAAGAAGGUAGGAUUAUAUAUUUCAUAUUUAUUU